Messenger RNA from Pongo pygmaeus (Bornean orangutan), 4972 nucleotides. It is a transcript of the gene ANO4, whose product is annotated as anoctamin 4. Gene Ontology annotation, molecular function: protein dimerization activity; intracellularly calcium-gated chloride channel activity. Gene Ontology annotation, biological process: chloride transmembrane transport. Lineage: Eukaryota; Metazoa; Chordata; Mammalia; Primates; Hominidae. The coding region runs from base 94 to 3447 and encodes 1117 amino acids. The record is from RefSeq and is a predicted model, not a curated record. Gene Ontology annotation, cellular component: plasma membrane. The transcript has 28 exons.
GCCCCCGCGCGCCGGCAGCUCUAGGGGCGAGCGCGGCGCACUGACUGGGCGUGCUCAGCCGCGGAGCGCCCGGGCGCCGCUGGAGCCAAGCGCAUGCACUCGCCGGGCGGGGCCGUCCAGGGGCGCAGCGCGCAGGGGGCCGCUCUAGCCGACGCCCUGGCCAGUCUGGGCAGGACGCGGGCCAGGAUGGCCUCCCUCACCGCAUACGACAAAGAUGUGAGCAGCGGAAGUUAUAACCUUUCCUCUGCAACAACGGGCAGCUACUACAGUUGUGUCAGCCAGAUCACCAUAGGUUAUGACGUUGCCGGGCCUGUGGCAAUUGGGCUUACCCACUGGAAAAAUCCAUACGUACAAGGCAGACCAACCCUCCCAUCAGAUCUGCCUCUCUUUGUCUCCAAAGAUGCAGGCAUCCCUGUGUACCACCGAUCCUUCACCCGUAAGACUGACCAGGCCACACCUUUGUCCUGUCCAGCCUCACUGUCUAUCACUCCAGUGCCUUCUUACAGCAGUAGCAGCCAGGAAACCCUGAGUCAAGACACAACAGGUUUAAGUUUAUCUAUUCAUGGGGCUGAAAAGUGUUUGCAAAUCCAUCAACGGCGAAGUGUGGCAAGCCGCCCAGCGUCACGUCGUCGCCUGCCUGUGGUCAGGCAUUCCUCACUCCCACCAGGCAGAAGGUCAAUAAAAAUGGAGGCGAGCUCUUCUGGAAUCACUAAUGGAAAAACCAAAGUCUUCCACCCAGUGGCCAAGGAUGUCAAUAUUCUUUUUGAUGAAUUAGAAGCUGUCAGCAGUCCUUGCAAAGAUGACGAUUCUCUUCUUCACCCUGGAAACCUGACUAGUACUUCAGAUGAUGCCAGCAGAUUGGAAGCCGGGGGAGAGACAGUGCCAGAAAGAAACAAAUCAAAUGGACUUUACUUUAGAGAUGGAAAGUGUCGAAUUGACUACAUCCUUGUGUACAGAAAAUCCAACCCCCAGACUGAAAAGAGAGAAGUAUUUGAAAGAAAUAUUAGAGCAGAAGGAUUGCAAAUGGAGAAAGAGUCCUCUCUAAUAAAUAGUGACAUUAUCUUUGUGAAGUUGCAUGCCCCAUGGGAAGUCCUUGGAAGAUAUGCAGAACAAAUGAAUGUAAGAAUGCCUUUCAGGAGAAAAAUCUAUUACCUGCCCCGCCGUUACAAGUUCAUGAGCAGGAUCGAUAAACAAAUAAGCAGGUUUCGGAGAUGGUUACCUAAGAAGCCAAUGAGGCUGGACAAGGAGACACUGCCAGACCUGGAGGAGAAUGACUGCUACACUGCCCCUUUCAGCCAGCAAAGGAUCCAUCACUUCAUCAUACACAACAAAGAAACGUUCUUCAACAAUGCCACAAGAAGUAGAAUCGUGCAUCACAUUUUACAAAGAAUAAAAUAUGAAGAAGGAAAAAACAAGAUUGGUCUGAAUCGUUUGCUUACCAAUGGCUCCUAUGAAGCUGCAUUUCCCCUGCAUGAGGGAAGUUAUAGAAGUAAAAACUCCAUUCGAACCCAUGGAGCAGAAAACCACCGACAUCUACUCUAUGAGUGCUGGGCCUCCUGGGGUGUGUGGUAUAAAUACCAACCUUUGGAUCUUGUAAGGCGGUACUUUGGAGAGAAGAUUGGGUUAUAUUUUGCCUGGUUGGGCUGGUACACCGGCAUGCUCUUCCCAGCUGCCUUCAUUGGAUUGUUUGUCUUUUUGUAUGGUGUCACCACUCUGGAUCACAGCCAAGUCAGUAAAGAAGUCUGCCAAGCUACAGAUAUCAUCAUGUGUCCUGUGUGUGAUAAAUACUGUCCAUUCAUGAGGCUGUCAGACAGCUGUGUAUAUGCCAAGGUAACCCACCUUUUUGACAAUGGAGCCACUGUCUUCUUUGCUGUUUUCAUGGCAGUCUGGGCAACAGUUUUCCUGGAGUUUUGGAAAAGACGGCGAGCAGUAAUUGCUUAUGACUGGGAUUUGAUAGACUGGGAAGAAGAGGAGGAAGAAAUACGACCCCAGUUUGAAGCCAAGUAUUCCAAGAAAGAGCGGAUGAAUCCAAUUUCUGGAAAGCCAGAACCUUAUCAAGCAUUUACAGAUAAAUGCAGCAGACUUAUCGUUUCUGCAUCUGGAAUAUUUUUUAUGAUCUGCGUGGUGAUUGCUGCCGUGUUCGGGAUCGUCAUUUACCGGGUGGUGACUGUCAGCACUUUCGCUGCCUUUAAGUGGGCGUUAAUCAGGAAUAACUCUCAGGUUGCAACCACAGGAACUGCUGUGUGCAUCAACUUUUGUAUCAUUAUGUUGCUGAACGUGCUCUAUGAAAAAGUUGCCCUGCUUCUGACGAAUUUAGAACAGCCUCGCACAGAGUCUGAGUGGGAGAACAGCUUCACCCUGAAAAUGUUUCUUUUUCAGUUUGUCAAUCUGAACAGCUCCACGUUUUACAUCGCAUUCUUCCUCGGAAGAUUUACAGGACACCCAGGUGCCUACUUGAGGCUGAUAAACAGAUGGAGACUAGAAGAGUGCCACCCUAGUGGAUGCCUUAUUGAUCUGUGUAUGCAAAUGGGUAUUAUAAUGGUGCUAAAGCAGACCUGGAAUAAUUUCAUGGAACUUGGCUACCCGUUAAUUCAGAAUUGGUGGACUAGAAGAAAAGUACGACAAGAACAUGGAUCUGAAAGGAAAAUAAGUUUCCCACAAUGGGAAAAGGACUAUAACCUUCAGCCGAUGAAUGCCUAUGGACUCUUCGAUGAAUACUUAGAAAUGAUUCUUCAGUUUGGAUUCACAACUAUCUUUGUGGCAGCUUUUCCCCUAGCACCACUUCUGGCCUUACUGAAUAACAUAAUUGAAAUUCGACUUGAUGCUUACAAAUUUGUCACACAGUGGAGGAGACCUUUAGCUUCAAGGGCCAAAGACAUAGGAAUUUGGUAUGGAAUUCUUGAAGGCAUUGGAAUUCUCUCUGUUAUUACAAAUGCAUUUGUCAUAGCGAUAACAUCUGACUUUAUCCCUCGCUUGGUGUAUGCUUAUAAGUAUGGACCUUGUGCAGGCCAAGGAGAAGCUGGGCAAAAGUGCAUGGUUGGCUAUGUGAAUGCCAGCUUGUCUGUAUUUCAAAUUUCUGACUUUGAGAACCGAUCUGAGCCUGAAUCUGAUGGCAGUGAGUUCUCGGGGACUCCUCUUAAGUACUGCAGAUACCGGGACUACCGUGACCCGCCUCAUUCAUUGGUGCCCUAUGGCUACACACUGCAGUUUUGGCAUGUCCUAGCUGCUCGAUUAGCUUUUAUCAUUGUCUUUGAGCACCUCGUGUUUUGUAUAAAGCACCUCAUUUCAUAUCUGAUCCCAGACCUCCCAAAAGACCUAAGGGAUCGAAUGAGAAGAGAGAAGUACUUGAUUCAGGAGAUGAUGUAUGAAGCAGAACUGGAACGUCUCCAGAAGGAACGAAAGGAGAGGAAGAAGAACGGAAAAGCACACCACAACGAGUGGCCGUGACCAUGUAGGCGAGAGGUGUGCUCAGCGUCUGAGGCCAGUCCGAGGUUGAGUGGGUGCUUUAAACUCCCUGAAGCAAAGCUUACCAUUGUUGCAGUAACAGGGAUCAAAAUAAACUCCUUAGAAGCUUCCCAAUCCAAAAGAAGCUUGUUUUUUACUUUAAUCAUUGCAAAUUUUGCUUGAUCUUCCCUUCCCACAUACCUUCUGCAACACUUCUCUGCCUUCUUGACAGACUCUGGCCUAUGAGUCAAGGUCUUCAUGAGUUGGCCUAGGAGUUCCCUGAAACAAAGCUUCCUCUCUCUUUUCCUUCAGCUGGGCUGUUUUCUUUAAUAUCCCCAGGGAAACAUGCCCCUUCUUUCUAGGUGGGUGGGAGACAUUAGCAAAGAGAAUUCUUCCUGAAAGCCUCAGUGGCCAGAGACCAAGGUGCAACAGGGCUGUCCUGGGCUACAGGACCAGUAACUGAUGAAGAAUUUCUUCUGGCCCCACCACUACUGGCUGCUUUCUUCCCAAAAAGGCCAUUUCUAAUUUUUGCUUGAAAGCAUAAUAUCUGCCUGUCUGUUUCUAUUUCCCUAAUAGUUGGCAGGAUGUGAUGUUGCUUCAGACUGCCCUUCUGACUCAGUCUGUUCACCCGUAAAGCAAGCAUAAAAAUAUUUAUACCAUCCCUGACUCUGUUUGGGGUUACAAAUUCUUUGAAUGCCUUUGGUGCAUGGUAAGUACAAAUCAUUGCACCUCAUGUUUUAAAGCAAUGUGUAUACAUAAGAUCUUUAUGCCUUCUUUUCUCUUUCCAGAAAAUAGUCCCUUUCCAGGCCAAGGACCUGAAUUCUGUUUACUUCUCCUGGCUGUGCAAAAGCACACUCAAGUGAAUGACUAAAAAUGCAACCGCAGUGCAUGUUGCAAAUACCGGCGGCUGCAGGAGGGUCACCGUCCAGUAGAGGACUGGCGUUGGAGUCACACUGCUGUGAAAUCACGUUGCAGUCCAGCACACAAUUGCUAUCUAUCCAUAGACCAUUCUUGACCAAGCAAGCAUGCACAUUAUGGGCAGUUACAUUCUCAAGUUUUUAAAAUCAAGGGGAACUUGUAUACUGGGCCUGUUUUUCAGCCUGUUUGCUACCUUUUUUGCAUUCUAUCCCAUGUGAAUUUUACAGACACUGGGCUAAAAAGUGUAUUCAGACACAUGGACACACAUUCCUAGAAUGUCAUCAUAUGGUCCUAAUUCCAUGUCACCAACAACACAGACAAGACCCUGUUUACAACUUUUUCUUUCCUUCUUUUUAAUUUUAGACCUUUCUGAGAAGAUUAUUAUAUAUGACAUAUCUAUAGCUAUGUGUAUGGCCAUAGAUGUAUUUCUGUGUGUACAUAUGUAUAGUCAUGUAUUCCUGCAUAUGUACAUACAAAUACAGAGAUAUAUAAAGUACAUAGAAAUUCCUUACUUGUAAAUAGCCAAAAAGUACUGACAUGAAUGAAUUUUCACAUUUAAAUAGUCAUCAAUAUGAAGCCAUGAUUAAUGCUUGUAUAAUGUGAUGCAAUA